AUGGGCCGUCACCGCAAGUACCACACCGACGAGGAGCGUAAGCUCGCAAACCGGAAAAAGUCAAAAGCUUAUUACUACAGACACCACGAGGAGAUAUGUUCCAAUUGCCGCAAGGUGAAAUCGAGGGACAAUCCUGGGUCAUCCAGCUCCCAAAAAACGUCUUCCACACUUCCCAUCUCUCCCAAUAGUCAAGAGCCACAGAUGAAGAGCAAUCGGUUCAAAGAUCCCAAGUACUGGGUCCAGCGCGCCUUAAAGCAGAAGGAGGGUGUAGCGAACUUGACUGAUCACCAGCCUCUGCACAAGUUUUUGGUGGACUUGUGUAACGAUCUCGCUCAAGCCAAUGCAACUCAACGAGGGGCCGCCGAAUGCAUCGAGGAGUACCUCAACGGCCUGGCCGCGAUACGGAAGCGUGUGGACACGUGUCACGGCUAUGUCCUUGACCUCGUCGGGGUCGGUCCUGACCUCUCGACCGUUUCCAGCGUGUACCGUGCGGUGGACGCUGUAGUUCGUCCCUUGGAGGAGAUCGAGGUUAUGAUUAUGAUCGAUCUGGACCAUUUUCGGCGAGAAUAUUCCCAAAACGGAAUUACCUCCUUCCUGAAUUAG
Coprinopsis cinerea okayama7#130 is the source of this 603-nucleotide messenger RNA. RefSeq lists its product as hypothetical. NCBI's taxonomy places the organism in Eukaryota, Fungi, Basidiomycota, Agaricomycetes, Agaricales, Psathyrellaceae. The coding region runs from base 1 to 603 and encodes 200 amino acids. The record is from RefSeq and is a predicted model, not a curated record. The transcript is spliced from 4 exons.